This is a messenger RNA of Microthlaspi erraticum, 1323 nucleotides long. The record is from the annotation of a GenBank genome assembly. Lineage: Eukaryota; Viridiplantae; Streptophyta; Magnoliopsida; Brassicales; Brassicaceae.
AUGGCUGCUUCUUAUAAUGACCUCGAGAAGAAAAUUCUGGAUGCUGGAAAAAAGCUUCUUGAACCACGUCCUUACUCAAUUUCGAGUCUUCUUCUGUUUCUCGACGAUCUUAACCUCGCCCUGAGAAGGGUGGACCAGGAUCAUCCUGUCUCAACCCAGGAAGCACUCUCUCCGUUGAAGAAUGCAUUUGUCUCUGAAAGACUCUUCAACCAUUCGAAUGUCCAUGUGAGAGUUGCUGUUGCCCUCUGCAUCAUCGAAGUUAUGAGAAUAACUGCUCCUGAUGCUCCAUACGAUGAUGACAAGAUGAAGGAAAUAUUCGGGUUGGUUGUAUCAACGUUUGAACAUCUAUCCAACAAAUCUAGUCCCUCAUAUACCAACAGCGUAUUGAUCCUUGAAACUGUGGAUCUUGCCAAAAUAUGUCUUGUGAUGCUGGAUCUUGGCUGUGAUGCACUUCUUAUUGAGAUGUUCCAACAUUUUCUCAAGACUCUAAGGUUCACGACCGGUCUAUUGUGUGCUGCUUAUGUUUUGUUGUACUUUAUCUAUUUCCUUUACAGGGAUCACCAUCCAAUGAGAGUUUCCUCACAUAUGGAGAACAUUAUGACCCUUGUUUUAGAAGAAAGCGAGGAUAUACCUCCAGGGUUACUUUCACCAAUUCUAGGUCACCUUAAAAAAGAUGAUAAGAAGAUUCCCCAAGUAUCACGGAAGUUAGCAGAACAAGUUCUCAUUAACUGUGCUAGCAAGGUCAAAACGUAUCUGAACGAAGCUGUGAAAUCGUCGGGCGUCUCUUUAGACAAGUACAGUAAUGUGGUGGCUUCAAUAUGUGAUGGGACAUUGAAUGCUUUGAAGCAGAAUGAAGUCGUUGUUCAGCAGGAUACACAAGAGGUAGCAGAAGAAUCCACCCCUGAGCAAACCGGUGUACUUAAGCGGAGAUUGAACCAGGAGCAUUCUGAAGAAGCUGAUUCAUCUGAAGAAUCUGAUCCCGCAGAAACUGAGGCUCAGACACACAAGCGGGCUCGAGUCGAAAGUGGCAGCAUGAUGGAGAAUACUACUGUGGAAGCAGAACCAGCUAGAGUCCCUCAACCUUGCUCUGCCACACAUCAGUUGGCUAAGGUGAAACAAAGCAUUGUAGACACUAUAACCAGUGUAAGACAGUUUCGCUCUGAGCUAGAGACAAAGGAACAAAGCCUCGUAGACACUUUAACCAGUGUACAACAGUUUCGGUCUGAGCUAAAGAAAAAGGAAGAUACCCUAGAAGCUUCCCUGCUGGAAGUUGACAUCUUAGGGGAGAAGAUAUUGGGAAUCAACAAAAUCCUCAACUCAUGA